UUCAUGGGCAAUGACACGAUUGGAUUUUUGUAAUUUCAAAACAAUUUAAAAAUGAAAGCGAAAUGAAGAUAAAAUAAUUCUUGAUAUCGUAGUAAAUUUUAUGUUGAGCCAAAAAAUCGCACAAUUGAAAGUUUUAUUUAUUCGAAUAAAAAGUUAAUCUAACUAGAAAAUGAAUGUUUUUAUGGGAAACCAGCAUUAUACCAUCAUUAAUCUUACCUUUGACAGAUGCCAUUGGAAGAUACGGCAUUAGCAUGACUAGGCGUUUGUUUUCUGAUGCUGAAAGUUGAAGAAAGCUGACGCUCUUUCUAGAAUCCUACUUAUGGAUGGUAAAAGAUCUAUAAAAAUGGAUCCUCUUUCACCGGGCCCUUGCCUGGAUAUCAGUGACGAUGAGCUCGUUUCAAUAUCAGUACGCGACCUGAAUCGCCAACUAAAGCUUAGAGGUCUUUCUCGCGACGAGAUAGUGCGUAUGAAACAGCGACGAAGAACGUUAAAAAAUCGAGGCUAUGCCGCCAGUUGUCGGAUUAAGCGCAUCGAGCAAAAGGAUGAACUGGAGACUGAAAAAACUCAGGAAUACAGAGACAUGGAAGCAAUGCAGGACGAUAAUAACAGAAUGCGAGAGGAAAUUGAAUCUUGGCAUUCUAAAUAUUUGGCCUUAAAAAAAUUCGCUUUGCAAGAAAAAAUCCAUCUUCCAUCUGAAUUGGAAACGAUGUAAAUUAUCACUGUUAAUCUAUUAUAGUUGCUCUAAUUACACAUUAAUUUAGUAAAAUUCAAUAUUGAAAGCACUCGGAUGAGGGGAAUAAAGUAUUUCGUUUUUAUAAUGUUUUAAGUUUUUAGUUAAGUUAUCUCAGUGUUUUACAAAAUCUUGUCUCUUACGUGAUUAAUCAACAUGAUCGGAAAGACUAUAAAAACUACCUCUUGUGUCCUUCAGUGUUCCAUGACGAUUAACACUUUUUAAAAUAGAUAGAAAAUUAAAAAAAAAAUGUGCUGAAUUGUAUGGAAAUAUACGGAGUAAACGUGAACCUCAUUCUAUAAAUAGAAAA
Belonocnema kinseyi is the source of this 1040-nucleotide messenger RNA. RefSeq names its product transcription factor MafK-like (gene maf-S). Lineage: Eukaryota; Metazoa; Arthropoda; Insecta; Hymenoptera; Cynipidae. Gene Ontology annotation, biological process: regulation of transcription by RNA polymerase II. Bases 320 to 712 code for a protein of 130 amino acids. Gene Ontology annotation, cellular component: nucleus. Gene Ontology annotation, molecular function: RNA polymerase II cis-regulatory region sequence-specific DNA binding; DNA-binding transcription factor activity, RNA polymerase II-specific. The transcript has 2 exons. The record is from RefSeq and is a predicted model, not a curated record.